GGAAAAAAUAGGAGUAAAAGUAAUAUAAUCGGUCUUACUCGAUAUCUAAGCAGUCUAAGAGAUGAGCAACAGUGAAGUCUCCUGAAUUCAAAUAUGGAAAAAAAUAAGAAAAAGAGUUCUGUGAAUGGAAAAUACAAGAAAAAUGGUAAAACAGAUAACUAUGACGAUAUUGUUACAACCUGUUGUCUUUGCGUUAAAACUAAAAAGAGUAAAAAGAAAAGUUUGAUUGCAGGAUGUAUAACAAACUUAGGAAUAUUUAUAAUUCUUCUAAUAUAUACAUUAGUAGGGGCAUUUAUAUUUCUAGCCAUUGAAGGCAGUGCUGCAAAAGUGCAUCAGAAGACAUUGGCUACAACAUCUUAUCAUGCAAAUGAAAACAAGAAAUCUCAUCCUAUUCCUAAAGUCAAUAGCAGUAUUUCACAAGUUAGCGCUGAUUUGAGAUCACAAACCGUCGAAAGCAUUUGGGAAAUAACAGUUUCCUUGAAUAUUCUCUAUAAAGAAAAUUGGACGAGACUCGCCGCACAAGAAAUUGCGAGAUUUCAAGAGAAACUAGUUGCAAGAGUUGCUGCUGAUGUAUCUGAACAAUAUGGUGGAGCGAGAGCGUUAGAGUCUGCACCAUCUUUGGCAAUCAACGAUGAUUAUGAGUGGAAUUUCGCAAAAGCGUUUCUUUACUCAUUGACAGUUCUGACUACUAUUGGUUACGGCAGUGUAGCUCCUAAAACUGCUUUAGGUAAAGCUGUUACCAUUGGAUACGCUGUUAUAGGCAUACCAUUAACACUACUCUACUUGUCCGUUGUAGGCGCACUUUUAUCAAGACUUGCUCGGAGUGUCUUUAGUCGAGCAUUAUGCUGUUGUCUUUGUUCGAAAUGUGGCUACUGCUGCCUGGACGAAAGAACAAUUGCUGUCAAAGAUCGUAAAGAUAAAAUAAGACGUCCCGAUGAUUAUAGGUCACAAACGUUGCAUUUGCAAGAACCCUAUUAUGUACGAUCGCCAUCAGGUACUAUAAUAUCGGCUUCUCAAGCCAACAGUCUCAGCACAACUUCCAUUAAAGAUAAGACAACCGGGCUUAACUUUCUUCGCGAUUGUGACUCAAUGAGCUGUGCCGAUACGGAUUCUAAAGUAUCUCUGCGUGGAUUUUCCAUUCUUGCACCAAUAUCGUUGUGUCUAACAGCAAUUUUUACUUACAUUUUCUUUGGUGCUCUCGUUUUGUAUCAAUUAGAAGGGUGGAGCCCUAUUGACGGUGUUUAUUUCUGCUUCAUGAGCCUUAGCACAAUUGGUUUUGGGCACUUGGCUCCUGGAUUAACACAAAAAAAUGGUGCAUCAACAGGCACUGUUUGGUUCUGCUCCAUUUACAUAAUGACUGGAUUGGCUCUGACGGCAAUGUGCUUCAAUGUUCUCCACGAUGAAAUUGUUCACCGAUUAAGGCACCACGAGAAGAUCCUAAAAGGAAACACGCAGAAGAUUUUAACACCGGAGUUUUUGCAACGAUCUUGACGAGACGAAAGCGGCAAUUUUACAGAAGAGACUGCAAUUAAUUCUGAAGCGGAUUCGCUACCAGAAGUACUGCAUCAUGUACCAGCUCCGAGGUACGAAGGUGGUGCGAUCCGUCGAUCAGUCUAUACCCUAAAGGAAGAAAAAGAACCGGAAAGGGCCACUCCAAUGUAAUAUCUAAAUCGUAUUUCUUUUGGUAUUUAACUUUUAACAUCUAGAUAUAAAAAGGAAUUAUGGAACUGUAGUAAUAAUAGAAAAUGGUUUUGAUAAAUAAUACUCGUUUACUAAAUAAAAUGACUGAAGUGUUUGUUAUUUAUGUUACUUAGGUAAAUAUAGUGCCAAAUUAGGCGGGUAAUUUGUCUCGGUUAAUUGACUGGAGCUGUGGAUCCUUUAGUAAUUGUAUAAAACCUAUUUAAAUGAGAAAAUAAUAUAUAAAAUAUAUUUAAAUAAGUGUUAAAAUCAAUACGGAUAUAUAUCAUUUUUUCUACCGUACUUGUUUAAUUGAAUACAAUGGAAUUGGUUUAUGAGGUAACUAAUAUAAAUAAUAUUAAUUAUUGUGAAAUAUAUUAUGUGUACAUCAUAUUAUUGCGUAUUUACAUUUAUAUUAUUGGCUUUAAAAUAGCAAGUCUGGAUAUUUUUUAUGGUUAGAACAUUAAAGUAUGUUUACUAUCUGAGUGAGUGUCAGUGAGUUAGUAUGAAUACUCAAGGGUUCCGUAGUUAAAAUGUAUAUUAUUAACAUUAAAUAUAUUUUGUAGAACAUAAAAAAAAACAUAUGCCAAUUGUAAGCAAGCUGACGGUAUUACUAUAAUAAUUAUUUUUUAUUGUGAAUUUGCAUUAAGGGGACAUGAAUAUACUCACUGAGGGAUUUUAGCCAGUCUGGAGCUAAAUAUGGUUAGAACGACUUUUUAAAAGCUUCUACUAUGGAACUAGGACUUCCGUGACCAUCCAUAAAUGGAUUUCUGAUAGUAUAUUAUCAUUUUCUUGUUUAUUUAUGUAAUUUAUAUUUUUCGAAAACCUUGAAGCUGUAUUUAUUACGUAUAUAUUUAAUAAUAUCUAUAGUUAAUUCAGUGAUUUUGCACUCAUACAUAGUCAUGAGUGUGGCACUUAUUCACUAUGUAUUUCUCAUUUGUUCCCCUUUUUUCGUUCAUUCACUAAAUAGAACUCAACAGGACACACAUGUAACGCUGUAAACUGUGUAUUUACUUGUGCUGAAUUUCAGCGUUAGCGUUUCGAUGGCUGUGACUUAUAAGCAAUAGGACAAACAGACACACAAAACAAAACUAAGUUCCUUGUUUGACUGCGGAACCCUAAAAACUGAUUAAUUUCCAUCAAAGUGAAUGUUACUUAUCUAUAGAGGAAUUGAUAAAUAAUAAUAUUUUGUGUUUGUCAAUAAUAAUUAUAAUAUUUAUAAUAAUACAUUAUUUAUCAAACUAAUUUUGUGAAGUAAAACUCUAAUCACAAAAAUAGUUUAGUACGUACAAAGUGUGAAUUUUAACAUUUACGUAAUUUUAAGGACCUAAGUCAUUUUGUGCAAUUGUAUGAAGUGUAAAGAUAA
Messenger RNA from Bicyclus anynana (squinting bush brown), 3043 nucleotides. Its product is annotated as TWiK family of potassium channels protein 18. Gene Ontology annotation, cellular component: membrane. Gene Ontology annotation, biological process: potassium ion transmembrane transport; stabilization of membrane potential. Gene Ontology annotation, molecular function: potassium ion leak channel activity. The transcript is spliced from 2 exons. Bases 94 to 1491 code for a protein of 465 amino acids. The record is from RefSeq and is a predicted model, not a curated record. Lineage: Eukaryota; Metazoa; Arthropoda; Insecta; Lepidoptera; Nymphalidae.